GCGCCCUGCGAGGGCAAGGCGUCCACCUCGCCUUAGGUGGGUGUCUAAGGCGUCCGCCUUAAGCUAUAAGGCGUCUGAGGCGUCUGCCUAGGCGUCCGAGGCGUUGCCUUAGUCCAUUUUGGACGCCUUAGCUUGCCAGGCAGGCAGGGGAGCUGUUUUAGGCGGGAAACUGGAAUCAUGUUGGCGCCAAUAGGUAAGAGGGGAGAAAGAGAGAGAGAGAAACAGCCCCCAAUCCACACACUCCUCCCCCUCCUUCUCUUCAGUGGCUCCUCUCCAGCAGCUCCUCCCCCUCCUCUCCAACGGUUCCUCCUCUCCAGCAGCUCCUCCUCUUCCUCCUGUCCAGCAGCUCCUCCUCCUCUUCCUCCUGUCCAGCAACUCCUCCUCAUCCUCCUGUCCAGCAGCUCCUCCUCUGCAGUACAGCAACAACAAGCAAGAGCAACAGUAAGGUAUUAGAAGUGUAGCACCAUGGAUGGAAAUGCAGCAGCUGAUGGGGGUGAGCCCACCUACGAUCCAAUGAAAGAUCCAACAAGGAAGCCACAACGGUCAAAUGAUCCGGGAUGGCACUAUGGAUAUUGGUCUGAGCCUCCAAAUCGGGAUCUUGUUGUGUGCGCUCUUUGUGGCAAGAUAACUUCUGGAGGGAUCAAGAGGCAUAAAGAGCAUCUUGCGGGCGUCGGUGGAGAUGCAAUUGGUUGUCCUAAGGCCACCACACAAUUGAGGAGAGAAAUGGGAACAUAUUUGGAGCAAAAUAGGAGGAUCAAGGGAGUAGUUGAUGUAGAUGAUGUUCAGGAGGUUGUGGAGGUGAGUUCAGUUGGAGCAAACAUCGCCUCUAAAAGGCCAAGCUCAGGGACAACAGCCAAACAGAAUAAGAAAGCGUUUAUCACCAACAUGCAAGGUAAAAAGAAGUCUGUUUCUGUUGUGUCUGCCGCCAAUAGUUCCAAGCCAAUUGUUGCCAUGCUACGAAGACCACCCGAGGAUCUUAUAGAUGAAAGACGCUCUGGGUGUUCUCAAAGCACCAUGGAGUCCAGCACGAAGACUCCAGAAGAGAGGCAGUAUGUCAAUAUGCAGUGGGCAUUGUUCUUUUAGGAGUGUGGCAUUCCAUUCAACGCUGCAAGUAGUAGGCAGUUUGAGGUUGCAAUUGAAGCCUCUUGUCAAUAUGGGUCAGGUUACAAGCCUCCUAGUGCACAUGAGCUGAGAGAGAAAUUGCUUAAUGAUUGUGUGAAGGAAACAGGACUUUUGAGGAGGCAACACGAGGCAGCAUGGAAAAAAUAUGGAUGCACACUCAUGUCGGAUGGCUGGUCGGAUAAAAGAGGACGCCAUUUGAUUAACUUCCUUGUUAAUAGUCCAGAGGGCACUUUCUUCUUGGAGUCGGUUGAUGCCUCAAGUGUAUGUCAAGAUGGUGAUAUGAUAGCUGAUUUGCUUGAGAAGAGAAUUCUGGAUGUUGGAAAAGAGAAUGUGGUACAAGUUAUCACCGAUAAUGGUGCUAAUUACAAGAAAGCUGGCCACCUUCUAAUGGAGAGGAUGCCUACUCUAUAUUGGAGCCCGUGUGCAUGUCAUUGCUUGGACCUAAUGUUGGAAGAUAUAGGAAAGUUGAAGGCAUUUAAGAAGCCUAUUGCAGGGGCUAGACGUGUCACAACUUUCAUCUAUAGACAUGGAAGACUUCUUAGUCUAAUGAGGAAGGCCACGGGUGGGGAUCUUGUGAGACCAGCAGCCACUCGUUUUGCCACAGCCAUCCUCACACUUAGGAGUUUGGUCAAGAACAAGGCUGCAUUGAGGAGUUUAUUUACAUCUGAAGAAUGGGUUGGAAACAAGUUAGCAAAAACACAAGUUGGCUUGAAUGUGCAAGAGAUUAUACUUUCAACGGAGUGGUGGAGCGCAAUUGAGGACUGCCUUAGAGCUUCAACUCCACUUCUUAGAGUUCUUAGAGUAGCAGAUGGUGAUGAGAAGCCUGCCAUGCCAGAGAUUAAAGCACUUAUGAUUUAUGCAAAGGAGAGGAUCAAUCUAGGUUUCCCUCAACGAAACAAGCAACCAUUGCUCAAGAAGAUCUUGGCCAUUGUUGAUAAGCGUUGGGAGAAUCAAAUGGAUCAUCCAUUGUAUGGGGCUGCUCUAUUUUUGAACCCAGGAAAGUUCUUUCCUAUUGUAAGCAGAAAUGAUGAUGCCUUAGUUGGGGAGCUUAGGAGCUGCUUUAAUGAUGUGCUUGCAAAAAUGGUACCGGAUGCCAAUGUUCGAAAAAAGAUUGAUCAACAAUCUGUGCUCUAUGAGCAACAGCGAGAAAGCUUUUCUAAUCCAUUGGCACUCGAGACCAUGAGCACAAGAAACCCUCUUGAUUGGUGGAGUUCAUUUGGUGGUCGGGCCAUUGACCUACAAAGGUUUGCAAAGCGCAUUGUUAGUCUUUGUGCUUCAUCAUCUGGUUGUGAGAGGAAUUGGAGCAUGUUUGAAUUUAUCCAUACAAAGAAAAGGAACAGAUUACAAUGGAAAAGGUUGAAUGAUCUUGUCUUUGUUUCAUACAACCGGAAGAAUAUGCAACGGUUUCAAAAGAGGCGUGGGAAGGUGGGCGAGAAUAGCUUUGAGGCUUUGGUCAUUGAGUAUUUUGAUUGGGGCAAUGAGUGGGUGGACCCAUCACUAUCACAACCUCAAGGUGCUCGAGGUUGUCCUGAAGACAAUCAAGACAUUACAUGGGAGGAUGUUGAUGUGGCUAUUGGUGCAUCUUCAAACCUUCGAGGCCGCAAUCUGCAUAGGACAGCAACUACACUUCGUAGGGGCCAGACAAAUGUCCGUCUGCACUACGCACGCAAGAGACCUACUACAACACGACCUAUAAUUCCUGAAGAAGAUGAGGUAGAGGAGGACUUGGAGCAAGAGCAACACUCAAGUAUGCCCAAUGCGGAGGGGGAGGAUUCAGACUACGUUGAGGAUGAUGAUGAUGUGAGCAAUGACGAUCAAGAGCCAACUAAUGUUGACCAAGAUGGUGAAGACAACACCAAUGCCAAUGAGUUUGAUGAUGAUGACUUUUGAUUGAGACUUUGAGAGUGGAGAGACAUGAGAGAGCUGAGCUGGCCACCUUUAUCCCUUUUGCUAUGCUGGAAUUAUCUAUUAUUCUAUUUGUCUUAUGUGGAAUUAUCUAUUAUUCUGUUUGUCUUAUGUGGACCAUUGCAGAUUGCAGUUGCACUCAUACUUGCUAUCUUUCUUUCCACUUUUGUUUGCUGCCUCACUUUUAUUUCUAUUUUUUGUGGAAUGUGCACUGGUAAGUGAUACAUUAUUCUAACAUAUUUGUUCAUGACUUCAUGUUGAUGCAGAAUUCUAUUGGGGAGAAAAGC
Triticum aestivum (bread wheat) is the source of this 3314-nucleotide messenger RNA. RefSeq lists its product as uncharacterized. The record is from RefSeq and is a predicted model, not a curated record. The transcript has 4 exons. The coding region runs from base 1282 to 3012 and encodes 576 amino acids. NCBI's taxonomy places the organism in Eukaryota, Viridiplantae, Streptophyta, Magnoliopsida, Poales, Poaceae. Gene Ontology annotation, molecular function: protein dimerization activity.